This is a messenger RNA of Jaminaea rosea, 1868 nucleotides long. RefSeq lists its product as hypothetical. The record is from RefSeq and is a predicted model, not a curated record. NCBI's taxonomy places the organism in Eukaryota, Fungi, Basidiomycota, Exobasidiomycetes, Microstromatales. The coding region runs from base 48 to 1868 and encodes 606 amino acids. The transcript has 2 exons.
CAUUUCCCUUUCCUUCUUGCCUCCUCUUCUUUCACUCGCUCGCCGUAAUGACGUCCUCCCCCUCGAGCGAAACACAAGCAGUAACGCUUCUUGACGUGUCUGAUGUCCCCCUUGUUGUCACCCAGCAAUACAGCGGUGAGACGAUCCCCCUCUCCAAGGGACAGGCAUGGCAAGUCCUCCUCGUGGCGAUCCCAGGUGCUCAUCCCUCUACCGCAUAUCUGGUCAUCUCUGUCCAGCAGCCCGGGAGUAACAGCGGAGAUUUCGAAGUGGUAGUGCAUAGCGACCAUACAGUCCAGUUGGAGAGGGCGGCGCAUGCGACCAACUUUAGGGUGCAGAGCGAUGAGGUUCCUGGAGCAUUUGUUGUCCUCGCAUUGCCAGUCAGUGCGCAGGGGAGAGAGACGGCAGAGGCGCUUCAGGAUGUGCUGGAGCAGUAUUGUGGGUUGACGGAGGUCAAGGGUAGCGAAGCUGCCAACAGAGGUGCGGGUGCGGUACCUCCACCGACUGGUAGUGAGCAGCAACAGCGGCAGCGGCAGCAUGCGGAUAUCGAGUUGGAGGACGAGAAUGGAAAUGUCCUCGCCACCCUCGACCCCGCUUCCACCCCCGUUGCUCCGUCCACCGGCUCCCCCUCCGCAGCUCCUACCGCACAACAACGCGAAAAGGACUGGCUCAUGAACGGGGCUCAUGGCAUAGCACGAGGCAUGAACACCUUCUCAGGCUGGGCAGGCGGCCAUAUGACACGAGCAGCAGAUCGGUACACCAGUCGCGGCGAUGCGGGAUUCAACAGUGGGGCUGCGUCCCCCUCUAGGCAAGGAUAUGCGGGCAGUCCCAGCCUCGGCGUGCCAGGAAAGGCUAAGACGAUGGGCGAUGUCUCGCCUUCCUCAGGGUAUGGGGAUGAGAAGAGGGGAUACACAGGAUAUGCCGGGAGUAGCAGUGGGGUCGACUACUCCACGGAUCAGCACGAAGACGCCAGCACAUGGCGUCGUUCCCCCUCUCCACUGCAGUACACCUCAGCAGGAACAAGCAACGACGGCCACUCCUCCCCACGUCGCUCAAAUGUCAAGGUCCAUCCCUCAGUCACUCGCGGCCUCACAGCCCUCCAAACCGGAUCGGGCCACGUCGUCCGUCUCUCCGGCCAAGCACGCACUGCCAUCCUCAACGCCUCCGAGGGGGCGGGACGCAAGUUGGGCGGCGUAUCCUCCAGCAUGCGACCGGGAGAGAAGGAGAAGUGGCAGGCUCAAGAGAGAGAGAAGUGGGAGAAGAGACAGUACGGCCAAGGGUAUACUGGCAGUCCGACUGGUAGCCCAUCUCUGCAGCCUGUCAACGCAGGCCCACCCUCCGGCACCAGUACCCCAACUAAGAAGCCAGGCGCGUUCCGUACCCAACUGGCCCGAGGAGCACAGGCGGCCAACGUGCUGAUCGACGGCUUCGACUCUGCCCUCUCAAAUCUCGUUGACUCCGCAGGCUCAUCAGCCUCGCAGGCAAUCGAGUUCCGCUUUGGGCCUGAGGCUCGAGCGGCAAGUGGUUUGGCGGGCAAUGUAGGGAGGAACGUCUUCCUGGUAUACAAGGAUGUCUCCGGGAUCAGACGCAAGUGUCUUUUGAAGGUAGCAGGGGGCUCUCUACAAGGGACCACACCUGAGGGAAACAAGGUCGUCGUUACCAUGCCGCCCGAGCAGCAAGAGACGGCUGCGGGUGUGUCGGGAGGAGUCAUGACGGGAAGAACGGGUGGGACGAUGGACGGGAAUGGUGGUGGCCGCACGGACGUUGACUCAAUUGAGCACGACUAUCAUCCUGCUGCUGCUGCGAGCUCGUCAGGAGGGGCGGGGGGUGGGGGAGGACUGCCACGGUAUGAGGAUGUCAAGAGGGGGUGA